This is a messenger RNA of Eptesicus fuscus (big brown bat), 1252 nucleotides long. RefSeq names its product CD9 molecule (gene CD9). The record is from RefSeq and is a predicted model, not a curated record. Gene Ontology annotation, cellular component: membrane. NCBI's taxonomy places the organism in Eukaryota, Metazoa, Chordata, Mammalia, Chiroptera, Vespertilionidae. The transcript is spliced from 8 exons. Bases 113 to 793 code for a protein of 226 amino acids.
CCCGGAGGCCAGCCCGCCGCCGCCAGCUCCUCGCUCCUGACCUGGUCCUGCCCGUUCCGGCCGCGCGCCCCCGUCCCAGACCAGUGCAGCCCAGGCCCGUGCAGCCCUCGCCAUGCCGGUCAAAGGAGGCACCAAGUGCAUCAAAUACCUGCUCUUCGGCUUUAAUUUCGUCUUCUGGCUUGCUGGGAUUGCAGUCCUUGCCAUUGGACUAUGGCUCCGAUUCGACCCUCAGACGAAGAGCAUCUUUGAGCAAGAAAAUAGUCAUUCCAGCUUCUACACAGGAGUCUAUAUUCUGAUUGGAGCCGGCGCCCUCAUGAUGCUGGUGGGUUUCCUGGGCUGCUGUGGGGCUGUGCAAGAGUCCCAGUGCAUGCUGGGAUUGUUCUUUGUCUUCCUCUUGGUGAUAUUUGCCCUUGAAAUAGCUGCGGCCGUCUGGGGAUAUUCGCACAAAGAUGAGGUGAUUAAGGAACUCCAGGAAUUUUACACGGACACCUACACCAAGCUGAGAAACAAGGACGAGCCCCAGCGGGAAACGCUGAAAGCCAUCCACUACGCGUUGAACUGCUGUGGUGUGGUUGGGGGAGUGGAACAAUUCAUCUCGGACAUCUGCCCCAAAAAGGAUAUACUCGACACCAUCACCGUGAAGUCCUGCCCUGAGGCCAUCAAAGAGGUCUUCCACAACAAGUUCCACAUCAUCGGCGCCGUGGGCAUCGGGAUCGCCGUGGUGAUGAUCUUUGGCAUGAUCUUCAGUAUGAUCCUGUGCUGUGCUAUCCGAAGAAGCCGAGAGAUGGUCUAGAGUCAGCGUGCACUCCUGAGCAGGAAACUUUACCCCUGAAGAUAGAUGGUUAUUUUCCUGGGGUUUUAUUUUUGUUGUUAUUAUUUUGUUGUUGUUGUUUUUUCUUUUUUUUUUUUUUGCCACUAACUUUUAGUAUUCAUUCUGCAUUUAUAAACAAGAAAAAAUGUUAUUCUUUGUUUAUCUUUUUAAUGCUUUAUUCAUAUGGAUAGUUGAGAGAUUGAGGGACUUGUUUUGCUUUGGUUUAUAAUUUUUGGUCGUUUGUUUUUGCUUAUUAUGUUAGGCAGAAAUCCUGCAAUGAAAGGUACUAUAUUUGCUAGACUCUAGACAAAAAAUAUUGUACAUAAAGAGAUUUUUUUUUCUUUAAAUAGAUUUAAAAAAAUGUCUAUCAAAUUUAAUCAGAUUGUAACUUAUGUUGAAGACAAUUUGAUACAUAAUAAAAGAUUAUGAUAAUAUCCUGGA